This is a messenger RNA of Hypomesus transpacificus, 1637 nucleotides long. RefSeq names its product thioredoxin-interacting protein-like. The transcript is spliced from 6 exons. Gene Ontology annotation, molecular function: ubiquitin protein ligase binding. Gene Ontology annotation, biological process: protein transport. Gene Ontology annotation, cellular component: cytoplasm. The record is from RefSeq and is a predicted model, not a curated record. NCBI's taxonomy places the organism in Eukaryota, Metazoa, Chordata, Actinopteri, Osmeriformes, Osmeridae. Bases 188 to 1384 code for a protein of 398 amino acids.
AUAAAGCCCAUGCAGACUUCGAGUAAAUGUACGCCAGCUUCAAAACCUACACAAUAUUAAAAUCAGACAUAGAGAAGGUCCAUUGUGUCAGCGUUUGCUGCAGUAAAUCAUUUAACUAGCUAAAGAGCUGAUACAACAGAUACAUUUUGUUUUUCCUUAUCGGCUGUAAUAAACGGUAAUAUCUAAAAUGGUUAUGACGAAGAAAUUGAAGACCUUUGAUAUCAUUUUCCAUGACCCUACUAAGACUUAUUGCAGUGGUGACAAAGUAGCCGGGAAUAUUGUUGUUGAAGUGUCGGAGGUGACCAAGUUAUCCGCUAUGCGAGUGUUUGGCAUUGGAUGCGCCUAUGUGGGAUACACAAAAGGAAAGCAGAGAUGUCAUGAAGAAAUCGAUUAUCUUAAAUACGAAGACACAGUUCGGCUAGAUCGUGAACUAAGAGAUGCUGAUGGUUAUGUCACUCUGCGACCAGGAAACAGAUACGAGUUCAUGUUUGCAUUUGAAUUGCCCCAGUCAGGGCAACUAGUAUCCUCCUACAAAGGUAAAUUUGGUUACGUACAGUAUUAUGUGAAGGCAGUGAUGGAGAGGCCUUCCCAACUGGCCUUGCAGUGUGAACAACCUUUUGAGGUGGAGGAGCCUCUGGAUGUCAACACACCUGACCUCCAGAUGCCAGCCGCUGGGCAAAAAGAGAAGAGGGUGACUUGCAUGUUCAUUCCCGACGGCCAGGUGUCCAUCAGCGCCAAGAUCGACCGCAAGGGCUUUUGCGAAGGCGAGGAGAUAUGCAUAAACGCCAAGUUUGAGAACAAAUGCUCGCGCAUCGUGGUGCCCAAGGCGGCCAUCAUAGCGAAGCACAGCUACCAGGCUGGCGGCAGGACCAAGGUGUUACGGCAGAAGCUGUCGGCCGUGCGUGGCGACCACAUCAUCUCGGGCAUGUGCGAUAUGUGGCAGGGCAAGACCCUCCGUGUGCCCAAACUUAAACCCUCGUUGAUGGGUUGUGACAUCAUCCAUGUUGAUUACACUCUCAUGAUCUACCUCCACAUCCCCGGUAGUGAUAAACUGAUCAUGGAGUUGCCCCUGGUCAUCGGCACCAUCCCCUUCAGCGGCUUCGCCAGCCGCACCAACAGCAUGAGCAGCCAGGCCGGGUCGCUCGCCAGCCCCUCCAGCAGCUGGGCGUCUAUGAGGCUCCCCUCUGCGCCCCCAAGCUACAGCAACAUCUCCCGCGACCUGCGCAUUGACAGCCCGCUCACCCCGCUGCUGGAUGAUUGCAACAUAGACGAGGAAGACGGUCUCUUCAUGAGGGCGCCGGCCCAUCCGUACCCCCCACCCCCGGCGUACUCCGAGAUUGUUGAGGAGGUCAACGGCAGCAACCAUGUUCUUCAGCCUUGCUGAAGUCACAACCUGUCGACUUAACCAAAGUGUGUGCUGUCUGUUGCAAGACUAGAGGUCAGACUGUAAAGUUGUAAAAGGGAAGCACAGCUGUGAAAUUUGGAGAAGCGGGACCAUAACCCCAAAACAACAAUGGAACAGAGACUAAGAUUUUGGUCUCAGAACAGGUUAAUUAUACUCCGGUCUCAGCUAUUCUCACAAUCUCCAACGUUGAAUGUAAAACCUCAAUGUCAUAUAAAAUCCUCACAGAAGUUCA